UGUAGCAGCAGCUACCCAUCAUCGAUCCUUACGAACAAUGGCGGCGGCGCCUGAUGAUGAUGCCGCCGGCGGCAGCAGCAGCCGCCUCCGCCUCCGCGUGGUGGACACCACCCUGGUGACGCCCGCUGGUCCCGCACUGCCGCCGCUCUCCCUCCCGCUAACCUUCUUUGACGUCAAGUGGCUCCACCUCCCCCCCGUCGAGCGCGUCUUCUUCUACCGCCUCUCCUCCCCGGAGGCGGCCAACGUCGACACCAUCCUCGCCGCCUUCAAGGACUCUCUGUCCCAGGCUCUCCGCGUCUUCUACCCGCUGGCCGGGCACAUCGUCCUCCCGGUGGCGAGCCGCCACGAGCUCGUGUACCGCCCGGGCGACGCCGUCCCCUUCACCACUGCCGAAUACGACCUGGACAUGGAUGACCUCGUCUCCUACGACGACCCCGUCAGCGUGAGGAGGUUGGCCCCGCUCGUGCCGCAGCUGCCCAAGGGCCGCGCCGUGCUCGCCGUGCAGGCCACUCUCUUGCUCCGCCGCCGGAGCCUCGCCCUUGGCGUCACCGUCCACCACUCCGCCUGCGACGGCGCCAGCUCCACGCACUUCCUCCACACCUGGGCCGCAGCGGCGCGCGCCGGAGCGCCACCGCCGCCGCCCCCGGUCAUCGUCGACCGCAUCCCGGACUCCAGGGGCCUCUACGACAUCUACCUCAAAAGCCUGCCGCCGAUCAUCUCCGACGACGCCUUCGAGUUCGUCAGCAAGCCGCCCAGCUCCUUCGAGGACAGGCUCCUGGCAACGUUCACGCUGCCCCGGAGCCUGCAGGAGAGCAUCAAGGGCGUCGUCGCCAGCGAGGCGGCGCGACGCGGCAUCACGCCGCCACGGUGCUCGUCCAUGCUCGCCACCUACGCCUUCAUCUGGUCCUGCUACUGCCGAAGCCGCAGCGGCAGUGGCAGCAAAACCACCAGCUACUUCCUCUUCUCCGUGGAUCAUCGCGCUCGGCUGAUGAAGUCGGCCGUCCCAGCCACCUACUUUGGCAACUGCCUCUGCCCGGCCAUCGCCGCCGCGCCGGAGGAGGAAGUGGCGGCCGCGGGCAUUGCCGGCCUGCUGGCGGCCUGCGCGGCGGUGGCGGCGGCGUUGGAGGAGGAGGUGCGCGAGGGGGCGCAGGACACGUGGCACGCCUGCGUGGACCGAGUCAAACAGGCCGUGGCCAGCGGGUCCCUCCUGUCCGUGGCCGGCUCGCCCAGGUUCCGACUCUACGACGUCGACUUUGGCUUGGGCCGGCCGGCCAAGGUGGAGAUGGUGUCGGCGGCCAAGAGCGGCGCCAUGCCGAUCGCCGAGGCACGCGUCGGCGGCGGCGUCGAGGUGGGCGUCUCUCUGCCGGCGGCCGACGGUGCCAUGGAGCGGUUCCAAAAGAGUUUCGCCGACGGCAUCGCCUGCCUCUCUCUCUGCGACUAGUAGUAAUUAAUAAUCACUGAUUUCCCAGGCGUUCCGUUUCCAAAUCCAAAUGAAAUAAAAAAUGCAGUUUCCAAAUAA
Setaria italica (foxtail millet) is the source of this 1519-nucleotide messenger RNA. Its product is annotated as anthocyanin 5-aromatic acyltransferase. The transcript has a single exon. The coding region runs from base 38 to 1441 and encodes 467 amino acids. Lineage: Eukaryota; Viridiplantae; Streptophyta; Magnoliopsida; Poales; Poaceae. The record is from RefSeq and is a predicted model, not a curated record.